CCUCCCCUCAGUCCCUUUCCCCUUCCCCACCCCGCCCCGCCGGGCCAGCGCAAGCCGUCGCCCGCCCUCGGCAACCGCCCCCAACGGCCGCCCGCGCGCCGCGGGCUGGGCCCCUCGCUCCUCCUCUCAGGCCCCGCGGGCGCCGGGCGCUCUCCUCCCCGCGCCUCGUACUCUCACACCUCGCGGGCACGCGGGCGAGCGGCGCCGCCAUGCGCGCCCAGUUCCAGGCUGCACACUGGCCUAGGCGCGGCGGCCCGAGAUAGGGUCCCCUGAGCCUCCCGGGGGAGGAGAGGAGCCAGCCGCGCGCUCCGCCCCCUCCCCCCGGGGUUGCCGGCGCCGCCGCCGCCGCCACCUCGCCGCCCCAGCCAGGCGGGGAGGAGGAGGAGGAGGAGCAGGAGCAGGCCUCCGGACCCCCGCACCGCUGCCCGCAGGACAUUUCUGAUUGAUUGCAUCCUUGAAGAGCAUCAGUAGAAGAGGAAAAAAAAGAUGGGUGUGAAAACAUUUACUCACAGCUCCUCUUCCCACAGCCAGGAAAUGCUGGGAAAACUAAAUAUGUUACGAAAUGAUGGACAUUUUUGUGAUAUCACUAUUCGUGUCCAGGAUAAAAUCUUCCGGGCUCAUAAGGUGGUACUAGCAGCUUGCAGUGAUUUCUUUCGCACAAAACUUGUGGGCCAAGCAGAGGAUGAGAACAAAAAUGUGUUGGAUCUUCAUCAUGUUACAGUGACUGGCUUUAUACCUCUUUUAGAAUACGCUUACACAGCCACUCUGUCAAUUAAUACAGAAAAUAUUAUUGAUGUUCUAGCUGCAGCCAGCUAUAUGCAAAUGUUUAGUGUUGCUAGUACCUGUUCAGAGUUCAUGAAAUCAAGUAUUUUGUGGAAUACACCCAAUAGCCAACCAGAAAAGGGUCUAGAUGCUGGGCAAGAAAAUAGUUCUAAUUGCAAUUUUACUUCUCGAGAUGGAAGUAUUUCUCCAGUGUCUUCAGAGUGCAGUGUUGUGGAAAGGACCAUUCCUGUCUGCCGAGAAUCCCGGAGGAAACGCAAAAGCUACAUUGUGAUGUCUCCCGAGAGUCCUGUAAAAUGUAGCACACAAACAAGUUCACCCCAGGUAUUGAAUUCCUCAACUUCCUAUGCAGAUAAUAGAAAUCAGCCAGUUGACUCUUCCUUAGCUUUUCCAUGGACUUUCCCUUUUGGAAUUGAUCGAAGGAUUCAGCCUGAGAAAGCAAAGCAGACAGAAAAUACCCGGACUUUAGAGUUGCCUGGCCCGUCUGAGGCAGGUAGAAGAGUGACUGACUACGUGACUUGUGAGAGCACAAAAGCUACCUUGCCUCUAGGUACAGAAGAAGAUGUGCAGGUCAAAGUAGAAAGAUUAAGUGAUGAGGAAGUCCAUGAGGAAGUGUCCCAGCCUGUCAGUGCGUCUCAGAGCUCACUGAGUGAUCAGCAGACAGUGCCGGGAAGUGAGCCAGUUCAAGAGGACCUUCUGAUUAGUCCACAGUCUUCCUCUAUAGGCUCAGUAGAUGAAGGAGUUACAGAGGGGUUGCCUACACUUCAAAGCACUUCUAGCACCAAUGCUCAUGCAGACGAUGACGACAGAUUGGAAAAUGUUCAGUAUCCCUACCAACUCUACAUUGCUCCUUCUACCAGCAGUACAGAACGACCAAGUCCAAAUGGUCCAGACAGACCUUUUCAAUGUCCAACCUGUGGGGUUCGAUUCACCCGUAUUCAGAACCUAAAACAGCACAUGCUUAUCCACUCAGGAAUUAAACCAUUUCAGUGUGACCGCUGUGGAAAAAAGUUCACCAGGGCUUACUCGCUAAAGAUGCAUCGCCUAAAGCAUGAAGGUAAACGCUGUUUCCGGUGCCAGAUAUGUAGUGCCACUUUCACUUCCUUCGGGGAAUAUAAACACCAUAUGAGGGUUUCCCGGCACAUUAUCCGCAAGCCUCGGAUUUACGAGUGCAAAACAUGUGGCGCCAUGUUCACCAACUCUGGAAAUUUAAUCGUGCACCUGAGGAGUCUGAACCAUGAAGCAUCAGAGCUAGCAAACUACUUCCAGAGCAGUGAUUUCUUAGUGCCGGACUACUUAAACCAGGAGCAAGAAGAGACUCUUGUUCAGUAUGAUCUUGGAGAAAACACUUUUGAAAGCAACUCUUCUGUUCAAAUGCCUGUGAUUUCACAGGUCUCCUCAACCCAGAAUUGUGAAAGUUCUUUCCCUUUGGGGUCUCUUGGUGGGCUUGCAGAGAAGGAGGAGGAUGUGCAAGACCAGCCAAAGACCAGUGCUCAUGCUGAGGCCACCCAAGAUGACCCCCCAAAGUCAGAGCUGUCUUCUAUAACUAUCGAGUAAUUUUGUGAUUUGGCCUUGGUUUUGGUUUUUGGAAAGUGCCUGUGCUUGGUCUUUAAUGUUUAAAGUUAACUUUUUAAACAAAGAAGGGUGCCCUUUGUAAGCCCUGAAAUUGGAGGGUUGCUUUGUUUUUGUUUUUUUUUUUUCAUAGCUGAGAGAUUGCUUCUGUAUGUAUACAAUAAGGUAACAUUGAAACAGAAUAUAAACUCUGAGAGUUAAAGAGAAGCAGCUGAUUUCAAACAUGGCAAUUCUUCCCAUUGUUAAAGUGGGCAGCAGCAGAUACAGAAGAAACCAGGUUAUUGUUGACUUUCCUGAGAUAAGAGGGCUCAUGGGAAGUUAGUAAACAGAAUUUGACAAUGCCUAAGUAAAUGUUUACUCCUAGAUGCAGGGUGUUAUAAACCCUGUAGUUUUGGAAGUAUUUAUGGUAAUUUUUUCAAAUGAAGGUAAAUAACUUUUGAAAUCCAGCAUAUUCUUUUUUUAAGCCAUUAUGAAUUUUCAUGGUGAAAAAUGGGUAUCGGGCAGGCAUUUCCUGUACCUUUAUAGUACCACUCCAAAGGCUAAGAGGUGUGAUUGAGAGAAGUCAGGCUGUGCAUGGAAUGGCCAGGGUACAGAAUGAGGUAUGUAUACCCCAGCUUUAUAGGAAUUGUUUUAAUACUGUUUUUCUUACUAGAAUGAAUGUUUACCUGGCCUUUGAAUGCUGAUACCUGGCUAACUAGGACAUUGCCCAGAUAAGUGUCCUAUUGUCCCAUCAACAGUACUUUCACUUGCAUAUACUAUUGUGCUGCCAUAUAAAAGAAAAAUAUUGAAGAUAUUCUAUAUUUUAUAUAUAGGUUUAUGUAUUGUUGGGGAUGUUUAUGCUGUGCUGUUUUGGACAAAAUAAAAGAAUUCUGUUUUGAGGCUACAUUCUUAACCCAACUAAGAUUGUUUACAAGAUCACAUAUGACAACAGUACAUUGUCCUUAUUCUAAAAUGGUUUGAGGUAUUGCCAAGUUUGUUAAAAGCGGUUAUAGUUUUCACAGGAUGUAAGCAAUAAUGUGAGAGAUAAGAAGAGGUUGUAAGAUGAUCAUCCGUGACGCAGAAAUUGGGGGUUAUUAAAGACUAAAACCUAAAAACUUUGCUACUCAGAUGAUAACAUUUAUAUGAUACCCUAGAUUGGUAUAUACUUUUUUUAUCUGGUGCCAUUAAAGCCUCUUUGAUCUGAAAUAUUCAUGAGUCCAUGAAUAAUAAACUUUUGAGUAAUUUUUCUGUAUAGAAAAUCACCCCGUUUCAUUAUUAUGAUAGCACCUGAUGGGUUAGAAAAUAGAAACAACAUAUGUUUGUUGUUUGUUUGACUUUGGAUACUUUCUUCUGUUUUGUGACAGGAUCAUAUGUCGCCAUAUGAUAGGCUGGCCCAGAACUCAUGAUCCUCUUGCCUCAGUUCCCUCACAGCUCUUGCUAGCAUUAUAUAUUAUAGACACUUGUCACCAUACCCAGAGGAAACUAUAGUUUCUUAGUCAAACACAUGAUCUGAAUUUUGUUCCAAUGCCAGACCUUACUUACUUUUUACAUUAUAGUAGCCUAUUUCUUUAAAAUUCAUUGAUUCUGUAAUUUAGUUUCUUUCUCUUUGUCCAUAUUUUGCUACCUUACUUCUACUUUUUCUUCUUAAUAUUGAGAAUUGGACCCAGGACCUUGGACAGCAUGAGCAGACGAUCUUUCACUGAGACACAACCCUUUCCUUUCUUUCCAGUUUUUCAUCUGACUCACUUGCUCCCAAGCAUAGAGAAAAAUCAACUAUGAAAGUCAGUAAUUUUUACUUUACUGCCAAAAAUGAUAUUCUAAAACUGUGCCUACUAAUAAGUAAAUUCUAAAACUCAGAAUGAGUUUGUUUAGAAUGACAAAGAUGUAUUAAAUUCUUGUGAUCAAGAAUUAUAUUUUUGGUUCCAAGUUUUAUUGUUAAGAGUCACAAAAAAGAAGAAGUAAGAAUAAAUCAGAGACGAACUGUUGAAUUCUUUUCAGAUUUUUUGGUUGAAAGUGUUUCAGUCUACCCUCUCCUAAGAAUUCUUGAGUUAGGAUGUCCCUGGAAGCCCCCUGUGAAGGACACUCCUCACUGUGAACUUUCAUUGCUGAUGACAAAUCUUGUAGCCAGCCUUUGUGAAAGAUUGGAGUAUACCGUGAAAACACUUGUAGUUAGUUGCCAACUGCCCAAAUAUUUCUGUUCCAGUGAGAAUCUACAUCUUGACAUUUGUUUAUGGGUCUAUAAUAGGAAACGCAACUGCAAGAGAUCAUUUUAUAUGUAGUAACAUUUAGUGUUUAUUGAAAGUUGAUGUCAGAAAGAAUGCCUAGAUAAGUACUUUAUACCAGAAUGUAUGGAAAACAUUUUGAAGAGAUGAAAACCAGUCAUAUGAUCCCUUCCAUAGAAACCACCACGGUAACCAAGCAGAAGAGCAUUCUUGUUUAUAAUAUUUAAGGUAACUAUCUUUCAUAAGGCCUAAGAGGGUAACUUUGUGAUAUUUAAAGGGCUUAAAUUUUAGAAUGAAGGAUAUAUUACUUUUUUUCAAAAGCUAAGCAUUUUAUACAAGAAAAGCUUUUGUUUUCAGUUUUUUCCCAAUUAUCAAAUGGAUAGGAUGUGUUUGAGGAGUAAGGUUUUUGCCAUGGUAUUAGGUCUGGCCCCCUCCUGUCACAUUGUAAAUCCAAAUGCAUAUCACUUGUAUAUGCCAGUGAUUCUACUGAUGCAAAGACAAAUUGACCAUGGCUUUUACUUUCUGCUUUUAAACUUUUCAAGAAAUGAAUGUAGAUAAAUGUUGCUAUCCACAAAUGUGUUUGGAUGAAUAUCUCUUAUUUGGCCAUUUUAAGUAGUCCCAGUUUUUAUUUCAAGUAACCACAGUUCAUUAUAUUAACUCACUUUUGUUUUGGGUUUUUGGAGGGUGGCGUUUGCUUUUAAGUUCACAGUUUUGUUAAAACAAAAUGAACUAAAAUAUUUAAAUGGCCUCAUUUCAGUCUUAAGUUUGAACAUAACUCCCAUUAAAUAGGUUCAAUGUUAAGAUACUUUGUUAUUAAAGACCAACAAACAAAAAUACUUGUAUUUUAUUAAUGUUUUAUGAAAUAGAGUGAAGUAAUCAAUGCCUCUGAUGAGCUGAGUCAUUGGUAACCCGGUUACUGUCUAAACUGCUGAGCCAGGCUCUCCUGUUCCCGAAACUGAUCCCAUUCCUAUAGUAAGUCUUUCGCUCCUUUAAAAAAAAAACUUAUUUUAUUCUAUUAAUCUAAUAGGAGCUACUUGUGCAGUUUGUGGCUUCUGUGUUGGUUUAGUCUGUUAGCUGUGAGUUUCCACAAGGUCCGUCACCGUGCAGUGUCAUGGUAGACGGCAGGUCUCUACUAGUGUCACAGGAUUGUUUCUUAGGACGACAGAUGAACGGUCCUGAUAUUUUAACUGAAGAGAUUUUGAUUUGUGGAAGUAGUGAACAGGCGUAUUGGAAAUUUCCAUUGGUACUACAUCAUCUGAGUGAAGGAACGAGUUUUGAGCUCUUAACUCGGGGUGGGGAAGAGAUUAGGAAAGCUCACAUACGGAGCAAACCGCCCAAAGGUGGAGGAGGAAAAGGGGUUCUCAAGGUAAGUUGUUGACAUCAGGGUUUUUUUAUAUUUUCAUAAUUACUAAGAGAAUGUGUAGAAGCCAGAAGGCACUGGAAGAAUUGAGGGAUCAGAGAGACUUUAUCAUGGUAAAGACAACUAUGAGGAACAUUUAUUUACCACUAAACACGGGUUUUAGGAAAGAUCAUCAAAAUUAAGAUUCCUUAUUUUGCUUUUAUUAGGAUUUAUCAGUGUCAUUCUUAACAGAAUGUAGUGACACAGAUUUAAAAAAAAAAAAUCCUCAGCAAAAUAGUUCAACUAAACAGUGAAGUGGGGCUGAGCCAGUCCUCAUACAGGCUGGGGCAGGCUGGGGGUGUUUCACUACAUAGAGGGUAAGAUUUUUGCUGUGACCUUGAAGAGUUAAACUAUGCUGAACAAGGGAUUGGUACCAGCUAUCACCAGGAGUUAUACUUUUUAUUUAUUAAUUUAUACUAAUGUGAUAAGUUAGAUGUUUCCCCUAUAUCAUAAUUCUGUCUUUAUAACAGAAAAAGAUAGUUCCAUAGUUUUAGAAAUAGUUGCUGUAGCAAUUUCAGACAGUGCACUGGAGCUUUGGUUUUGGCAACAUCUGGGCAGCGAAGCUAUCUUCAUUUGUUUCUGUGACUUCAUCACACUCUGAGUAAGGCCCAGGCCCGCAGACACCAGGCUUCCUGUACACAACAGUUUACAAAGAACUUAGUUCAGACCAUGGUUGAAAACAUUGAAAUUAAUAUUUUUAUUAAUUAAAAAUAAAAUAUAAAAUUUAAGAUGAAAUUUUCUUUUUAAUUUUAGUGCCUAGUUUAUAUAAAGUCAAGUCCUUUAUUUCUUUAUUAAGUUAACUAGCUUUGCUAAGCCUAAAGCCCUGGGCUCAGUUGUGAUGUCUUACUGGUAAAAUCACUGAUAAUCAUUUGAGGAGCUAUAGUAUCAUGACUCUUACUAAACUCCUUUGUUUUUUCAAAUGCCAGUCUGACCGUACCUAGAACUUGAAAAGUCAUCGUGUGAAUGAAUGUUGGUUACCAAAUUGCAUCACCUGCUGAGGAGUCGGCCUCCCUGCACUAGGGCGGGUUGUGUUGUCUUCAAGACAGAGAAGCUGUUUUUGUAGUUGUCAUUUCCAGAGAGAGCCUUUUCUGUGACUGGUGUGUGAGCGUGCCUUCUCCAGGACUUUCAUUUUAGGUAGCAGUUUUCAAGUUGACAGACAUCAAGGGACGCCUCUCACACUGAGCAUGCAUUGCAGUCUUGAAAGGUGCACUGCGCUUCUGCUCCCUGCAGUGACUGGCAUCGGAUAUUUAGAAGUGAAAUCUUAAACUUUGGUUUUUGCUUAUACAGAAUGAUGGCUUCUGAUGUUUAAAGAAACAGCAAUCCCUGAUGGGGUAAAAUUUGGUUUUGACCCAAGUUCCAAUGAUGUAUUUAGUUUGCUGGCACUGGUGUCCCUGUUGCAUCAGCUAGAUAUUGCCUGCCUCUUUGUUAGGCACCCUUGUGGCACCUUAUGUUCUCCUUGAGGGAUAGUAUGUGGCCUCUUGGUGCCUCUACUAUCUUUUCAAAAGCCAUUUUAUAAAAAUCUUAGGUACCCUAUUUUAAUAUUUAAAUAUAUAUAUUUGUGAAAAAUACUUUUAGAACAGACUUUUUUUUUAAACAUUAAAAUUCCGGUAUUCCCAUUUUUAAGAGUAAACUAAAGCUUUUCCAGGCUUAGGAAGUAUCUUUUUUUAGACCCGUAAUAAGAAAGUCAGUUUGAGGUAGGAAACUGGAGUUCAGUGGUAGGGAAAAAGAUGUCUGGUGAGGGGAGACAAAUUUAAAGGUGAAAACAAUGGCUUUGAUGUAACAAAGGAAUUUUUAAAAUAGAACUACGGUUUUGUGUCUAAUUUCGUAUUUGCUGCUACAGUAGCUCACUAUUUUACAGGGCUAAUAUAUGAAUCCGGCCCCCUUUAGAAACUGGAGUCCUUUCUAAUAGAAGCAACCUGGAAAGAGACUGCACCAGUCUGCCAGACGGUGGUGGAGUGUUCCGUGUAGCUGAUGUGUGCUUUAAUAUUUGCCUGUAGCUGGCAGCACGGAGGUCAGGGAAGCUUCCUACCCUGCCAGCUAGAGCAGUAACGACACUUGGGGAACUGGCAUCUGUGAAGCAGGCCAAAGAGGGGACUUCUGAGGAGAAAAUGUGAGUUGAGUUACAUGAACGAGUGUUUCCAUGUCCUCUACCCCUCCACUGUGCCAGUCCCCAGCUCACCAGCUUUGUACCAGUUGUCGUCACCUCGUUCAAGUGUAGCUUUACUUGGUGACCGUGGCCAUAGCUAAACUACUUGGCAUGUUUGACUUCCUACAAAUGGUCUUAAAUUUUGUUUUGUUUGAUUUCCUUUAAAAAAAUGUAUACAGUGUCAUACAUAACUUCACAUUUUAUAUACUGGUAUCUGGCUAUUAGUAUUUUACAGAAACCAUGGUUCUUGGUGACUACAUAUAUAUAUAUAUAUUUUUGUGACUUUUUUGUAAACUAAGUGCCGUUUCAACGUUACAAUCAUUUUUAGAGUUAUUGUAAUCAAUGUGAAUAUCAUGUUUUUUCAAAUCUGUUCUGAGCCUAGUGUUUGCUUUGUGAACAUACGUGUAUUGUAUAUAUUCUGUAUAGUUAAUACUGUACUGAAAUAUUAGCUUGUUUGAUAUGAGAAAAGUAUGUAUUGAGUACUUUUUUGCUAGCCUGAUUGCUUAAUCUUUUUUUAAAAAAGAUUUAAACUUUUUUUUAAUCUUUAAACUGGCCUUUAUUACAUGAUCACAAAUAAAGUUGCAGUUAGAAGGGAUGGACAGGUAAAAAUUAAUCUUGAGUGUUUUGGAUAGAAACAUGAGACAAAGAUUGGUUUUUCUUUUUCAUCAUUAAAAUGUCUUACUGGUGUU
This is a messenger RNA of Microtus oregoni (creeping vole), 8787 nucleotides long. It is a transcript of the gene Zbtb44, whose product is annotated as zinc finger and BTB domain containing 44. The transcript is spliced from 6 exons. The record is from RefSeq and is a predicted model, not a curated record. The coding region runs from base 487 to 2337 and encodes 616 amino acids. Lineage: Eukaryota; Metazoa; Chordata; Mammalia; Rodentia; Cricetidae. Gene Ontology annotation, molecular function: protein binding.